This is a messenger RNA of Paramormyrops kingsleyae, 6630 nucleotides long. RefSeq names its product kelch domain containing 8B (gene klhdc8b). Gene Ontology annotation, biological process: mitotic cytokinetic process; mitotic nuclear division; nuclear chromosome segregation. Gene Ontology annotation, cellular component: intercellular bridge; cellularization cleavage furrow; midbody. The record is from RefSeq and is a predicted model, not a curated record. Gene Ontology annotation, molecular function: protein binding. NCBI's taxonomy places the organism in Eukaryota, Metazoa, Chordata, Actinopteri, Osteoglossiformes, Mormyridae.
UCAGAGCUUCAACCCUCACAUCAGUCCAAGCGAUCGGCAAGAAGGAAGCGGAGAGCUGGGCGGACGCGUGCAGAGAAGGGAGGGAAGAAGGUUAAGCUAUUGACAGCUUCCUAAACCGCGGUUAUCCGUGCAAGUCCUGGAAAACUGACCAAUGGCCGCCGCCGUGGACGAAUCAAGUCCUAAAAACUUGAAUCGUUGAAGACAUCUGGAGAUGUAUCUUUAAAAGGUCAUAUGGAUCAUAUCCCCAGCACCAUGUUGCACCUCACCUGUUGCCACACUUCAUGCCCUGUGACCUGGCACUGAUUUGAAAGAAGCUUUUUUUUAUCCAGAAGUUUAUAAACAAAGAGGUACGCAAGUUACUCUCUGUUUGAUCAAUGAUAUGCUUCUGCACCUUCUCAUGUGCUCUUUUGAGGCUCUCUCAAGUCCCAGUUUAGUAAAUUGAAGUGCCGUACCACGUUACCUUUGACCCUUCAUCUCUACCUCGGUAUUAAAGGGAAGUGUUUUAUCCAUCUUAGAUUUCCUGCACCUAAGGAACUAUAAUCUGAUUUUGUUUCUGCAAAGACAGCUUCUCAAGAUCAAGAGUAAAAUGCCUUGAGAGUUAUUAAUAUUGGCUACAGUGUGGAUAUCCAGUCUUGGAUGAUUUUACUCAAAACAAUUUGCCAUUUGGAUUAUGUACUCCAACUUCCGCAAAUGCACUAAAGUUAGGCUUGAAGUUGCUUGCAAUUCCUAGUAUGUUUACGUCUCUGGUGUAAGAGGAAGAGCAUCCAGCACUGCUGGGCUUCGCUUCUGAACCUGUACUUAAGACCGUGACCCUAUGACUGAGGCAGCAUCCAUUGAUCUUGUGCUUUGGAAAGAAAUUCCCUCUGACGCAGUCCUUCACAGCAACAGGAGGCUGGCAGUAAUUAUGGUCCUUUCUGGCUCCCAGAGGUUUUACAUGGAUCUCUGCACCCUCCCCAUGGCAACCAUCAGUUAGCCAGGCACAAGCCCGCUUUGGGGUGGACCUUGGUGAUGUCAUCAGGAGUAUUGACCUUUGCAGCUCAGUGCACUGCUGCUCUCUGACUAGGCUUGUCUGCUACAUUACAGAACGGAAUUCAGACUUCCCCAUCUGGCUAUAACAAAGCCUGGCCUUAACCAUUCAUGUCGUGGCUUCUGCCACGACGGGGGAACUUGCGUUUUGUUUUUUUCUUGACUUUGUGGAUCCAAGGUGAAGCCUGCUGGCUGCAGCUUUUUAUGGCAGGGAUUGUGUGGAUUGAAAGACUCAAACACUUCAAGGGAGAUUUUUGUCUUUGGCUGCUGGAGUCUUCACUGAUCUGCUUGGAGAAAAAUGCACAGGAAGCAGGAAACUUUGGAUUAACGUAAAUACGCUGGGACACUGUAGCAGGGUUUCAGUUUUGGUUGGCCAAGCAAAGGCCCAGGGGAGACCACUUUUUGAUUUUCUUAAUCUCUUUGUUAAUCUGGCGCUACCUUGACAGAAUGUCACCUCUCCAUGAAAUGUAAGAGCUGCUGGUGGUUUAUGAAAGAAGAAAUUGUACAACACUGUCCUUUCGUGGCAUGCUAGGAAGCAAAGACACUGUCACUGUCCUCAUUCUGGUCAGGACAUCUUAAAGGGUGUAGUGGUCUUUUGUGAAAAUGCAACAACCGCAUGAAUUAGCCAUUCACAGAGAAGCUGGAGAGUUCGAUUGGCCUCUGAGGAGGAUCUGCUCUGCCCAGUACUGACCGGAACUGCUGCAGGAAGAUUAAGCAGCCCCAGCAUCCUCACUAGGAGCUCCAACCCACACUUGUAGGAUCACCCUUGUUAUGAUCUGUGCUCGCUGCUGCCCCCUGGAGCCAUGCCCAUGCCAGUGCCCAACAUGGCAGUGAGCCCACCAAAGUCCUACUUCUGGGAGGUAUUCCCUCCCAUGCCCACUCGCAGGGUGUACUGCACGCCCCUCUUCCAGGACAGCAGGCUCACCGUGCUGGGCGGCUGCAGUGAGACAGGCCUGCCACUGGACAGCGUCGAGGUGCUGGACAUUGGUUCACAGACCUGGAUCCAGCUGCCGCCGCUGCCCACAGCCCGAGCGGGCGCUGCCGCUGUGGCGCUAGGGACUCGGGUCUUGGUGAUGGGGGGCAUGGACGCCCAGCAGAACCCGCUGUCUUCAGUGGAGAUCUACAACCCCGAUGAGGGCAAGUGGGAGAGAAAGACCAGCCUGAGCCAACCCUCGAUGGGCAUCAGCACUGUGGAGAAAGACGGGAAGGUGUACGCGCUGGGGGGCAUGGGUGUGGACACGACCCCCCAGGCACUGGUGCGAGUCUACGAGCCGGCCAAAGACCAGUGGCAGCUGUUGUCCUCCAUGCCGACUCCUCGUUAUGGCACCGCCUCCUUCCUGCGCGGGAACAAGAUUUACAUGCUAGGUGGACGGCAGGGCAAGCUGCCGGUGACAGCCUUCGAGGCCUUCGACCUGGAGAUGAGAAGCUGGACGCGCUUCCCCUGCAUCCCCAGCCGGCGGGCAUUCGCAGGCUGUGCCACCACCGGCCGCAGCUUCUUCAGCCUGGGGGGCCUGCAGCAGCCUGGGCCACACAACUUCUACUCGCGGCCACACUUCGUCAGCACCAUGGAGGAGUACGACUCCGAGAUGGGGAUCUGGAUCAAACCCACGCGGGCAUCUCGAAUGAAGGAGAAGCGGGCCGAUUUUGUGGCUGGGUUCCUUGGAGGGAGGAUAAUUGCGGCAGGCGGCCUGGGUAACCAGCCAUCCCCUCUGGCCUCCGUGGAGAGCUACAAUCCCAUGAAGAAGCGCUGGGAGUUUGUGGCCCCUCUGCCCAGCCCCCGCUGCUCCUGUGCCGGCCUGCAGACGCCCCACAUGCUCUUCCUCAUCGGGGGUGUGGCCCAGGGUCCCAGCAAUGCCGUGGAGGCACUCUGCAUGAGGGAGACUGUGUGAGGGACAGCGUGUUUGGGGAGAGGAGGAGGCGGCAUGUGAGACACACACAGGUCCUGGCUGAAAUCUCCCAGCAGCCUCUCUCUCUGCAGCAGGCUAAACGCUUCAAGGUGAAGACAACCAGCACCGAACAGCUUUCUUGCCUGAAUUUUUUUCAGAUGGCUCUUCAGCAUGAGGCUAACACACUUUCUUGCUGUAUGCAAAGAGGCUUCUAUGCUCCAGAUGUUUCAGACAGGAAAACAGGCAAAAAAAAUUAAACAAUCAUCAGAUUUAAAACUUGAUUUGAUUAUACAAUCAAAGCAGGGUAUUCGUAUAAAAUAUGGAACACAGGGCCAUAGAUGCAAAGCCGGUGCAGCCUCAGGCAGCACUGGCACGCUUAGCACUUAUUUUUACUUUCCGGAAAAACAAAGUUGAUGCAGGAGGGUUUUUUUCUCUGCAAAGACGCAUUUUUGAAUAUGGCAGAGAUUUGCCUAGAUGACAAUGACUACAGGUUCACUGUCUCCCAGGGAAACGAAGGGGACUGCGGGGUGGGGGGAUUAUCAGUCGGUUAGAGUCUGUGAUUGCUAUGACCCUAAGACCCCGGAUGACCACCUGUCUCUGCAGUGGGAUUUUCUCCGUGCCUGUCAGUGCCAGGGCAACCACGAGUGAUGGAGAACCGCGAAGGUGGCUGGGGCUUAGGGCUGCGGCCACCUUGAUGCAGUGCACUGCCGGCCUGUCAUAUCCACACUCCUUCCUGUCAGAGCACCCGGUGCGUCUUGCCUGAGGUCAGGCUGGAGGCUGCAGGAAGUGGUGCCUGUACUUGCAUCAUUUUUCCUUUUUUAAUCCCCAUUCUGUCCAUCUUUGAGUAGCAUCUGCCUUGUGGUGUGUAGGAGGGACUGUACCAGAGCCGUGCCUCUUUUCCCUCUUCAGUCCCAUUUCACAUCUCCUCAUGACCCACUCUUCCAUAUCACCGGCCCAUGGCAAUCCUGGCAUUGGUUUCAUCAUGAAAAAAUGAACUCCAUCUGCAAAUUAGCUGGAGAUAGCAUUAAACCAAGAUCACAGGACUGUGUUCUCUGAGGAUUUUCGUGCUUGUAGAUCAGAGAAUCAAACACCCAGCUGACAGCAGCUAAUGGCGUCCAUUUCCCUGGGUGCUUUCUUGUGGCAUCUUCAUACAUGGGUUGGGGGGGGGGGCAAUCUUUUGCUGUCUGACUGCACACCCAGGGGAACUGAGUGAUUAGCGAGCUUUCACAGUCUACGACCGCAGGACAAUUCGGUGACCAAACUGUCACAUGUGUACAGAGCUCAGUCUGUAUUAAACACACACCUCACUUCCUUUCCCCAGUCAACUGGUCAUCUUAUAGGUCACAUAGGAUCAGUGAGACUUUUGAAACAUCUCCCAUCCCUUCACUAAUUGCCAGCCCCUUUUCUCUCACAAGCAGCCCUGUAAUCACACGGUCCCCUGCUGGAUGGCUAAAUUGCCUGCUAUCCACAGGAGAGGGGAGCACAGUUCUGAAGCAAUUAAAUGAUGUGGCGGGGGGUGGGGGGCUCGGGAAUUUACAGUUCCACUAUUAUUGAGACCUUGAAUGCUUUAGCAUAUGCCACCCUUGAUAUCUAUGCAUUCACAGCUUCCAGGCACCCUAGCUGCGGACAUUUGGAUGGUUGUAGCCCAAGCAGCUGGUAGGGCGUAUUUCUGCGGCCGAAAUUGAUCAGCGCUGGCACUGUUCCCACACUGUGACAAAGUCGCACGUUGGUGCAAGCCCUUACACAUCAGAGAUAUCACUCACAUCCUCCGUUUUUGCCCCACAGAAUUUGAUUUGUGGAUGUUGCUAUGGUUUCCAGGGGGGAAAGAUUCUUGUAAAUCUGCUAGGGUGCGCCGUUUGAUAGAUAGUUAAGCGCCUGUAUAUAAAUAUUAACCACAUGACUGACAUCUCUGCCAGGCAAAAGAAAAAGUAGUGAGAGCAGAAAAAAAUUCUUUCCAAUCAGGGUGAAAUCAACUUCUGCUUGAAAGGAAUACAGUUAUUCUGAAGCCUUGGUGUGUGGCCUAAUUAUGCAUUUACUGUAGUAAGCACCUGUACCUGCAUCAUGCUGCAUCUUGACACACAUUCUGCCCUUCAGGUGUGCCAGAGAGGCGUGAAUUUGGUGCAGACUAAAAAAAGAUAUAUUUGAAAAUGAUCAUCUUCCCCUGACUUACAGUAUAGUGGUGACUCAUUUAUAAAUCAAUGCCUGUAAUCCCCAAUGACACGCUCACUAAUGCUCCUUAGAUACCUGUUCAUUUGCUCACACGUGCAUCAUAUACCCAGAUUUCCAGCAUUGUUGUCCUGGUGGAACUUUAUUUCAUUCAUCAGGUAGUGAAAUUAUCCUCAAAGAACAAGCAUUUGUGUUAUAUAAUGAAGGCUGACUGCAUUGUGAGCAGGGCUAUGAGGAUCAGAGAAAAAAAACAGAUAUAAGAAAAAUCUAUUUAUUUCGACCCAGCCCCUAGUCACGGGAUGAAACUCAUUGAGAUUGUUUCUUUUCUUUUAUCCUCCAGCUUGUCAGUACUCAUCCUUUCUAUGUCCGCUCUGUUUCAGAGAGGUGCACUGCAGACAGGACAUCCCAUAAUUCCAUUGGUCAGUCAUAGAGGUUUAAAAACAAGCAUCACUUCUUUGUGGCUCUGCUAUACAGUGCGAUAACUUCAUACACAUAAAUUUCUCAGCUUUGAGUUUUUUUGAGCAUUUUAAGUUUGUUUUUUAAGACUUUAUUUUACCAACCACUGAUUUUAUCUGUACCGUUUGUACUGUAACCAUACAUAGUGCUAGUACAAAUGGUGAGUUAUGGUCAGUGAAGUAAGUAGCAGUUGUGUUAAUAUUGCUUAAUUCUGUCCUUGAUAUUAUGAUCACAGGUAUUGCUACUGGGUAUGUAUAUUAACGGUUUGUUUGACGUUUUAUUUCAAUGUAUAGGGUGUGGGUGAAGCCAUUGUUAGUUACUUGAAGGUCUGUGUUAUUAAUUUGUGUGUAUUGUACAGCCAAGACCAGAUCUGUUGUUUUUUUCUGUUAUUCUGUGCUGUGAUAUCAAGUCAGUGUUUGCCACAGAUCUUGUAGCAGAUGGUUGCUGGACGUGUCCCGUGUAAAAAAAAAAAAAAAAAAAACCGUGAAAUUUGACACUUGAAGAGUGUUGUGCCUCUUGCUUUGAGAGCGUUCAUGUUUCUCAAACUCUCCAGGCUGAUGCGAGCUAACGAACCAUGAUUAACCCACUUCCAUGUUUCUCUAACAACCACUUUCCACCCGUCACAAUACGCAAUCAGUAUAAAUCAAGGAAUGUGAGAACUCCAGGUGAUUAGUGCCUAAUUGUUGCCCAACGAGCAUGUGAGCAAAGGAUAAACUGAUUCAAGGUCAGUGCUUUGGGGUGGAGAGCACUGAACACACUGUACAUGCUACUUUUUAUUCAGAUGAGCAGUGAAGGCUGAUCCUGUGUUUUCCCUCCACCUCGAUGUAAGAUGACCUCCUACUGCCACAGUGACCAUGUGGCGCCUUGAGUCCUUCUGUGAAGUCUACGGCCCUCUUGUCUGAGGCUCAAAGGCAGAUAAGAGUGGCAGGUGGCAAGAGCAGAACCCCGAUACGUGUGAAUCGGAGCCUUCAUGCUAGGACAGAUGUGUAUGUUACACGAAGUGACAGUGACUUUGGUGCAGUAGUUCAGUGCCUAUAUACGUGAGGUGGUGCCUCUACUAUGAAUUACACAAUAAACCAAUUUAUUUGCUGUCUGA